AUGGAACGAGACGAUGGUGCGACGGGAUUUGUUGAACUAGAGCGCCGGCUACAGGAGGUGAAAGCCCGGCUCCUAGAGCUUCCCCAAGCAUGUGCCGAACCUCCCGAAGGGGUGUGUGAACUGCCGCAAGAACGAGUGGACGCGCACCCCACGGGAGCAGAGGAAGGCGCACAGGAUGAGGAGGAGUCCCUCUUCCCGCUGUUCAAAGUGGAAGAAGUAAAGGUCACCACACCCUCCGAGACACCGGAAACAUCCGUAGCGGCAUUUGAGUUUAGGGAUGAGUCACAGCUUGUUGUUGUGAAGCAUCAGUUUAAGCUUCUGGGGAAGGGAGCAAAUUCAGUUGUGUAUCUCGGAACUAUCUCCAGACCCACUGAUGGCUGGAAGGAACACCAUGUCGCUGUGAAGGCAACUCGGCUGCAACUGACCAGAGCUGAGGAGAUUGAUAGGUUGAUAGCCAUUGUGCGUUUGUGGCGCAGUAUCGCACACCCCGGAUUUGUUCGAUGCUAUUACACCGGGCUUUUUCCAGCAAAUGGCACGAAGGAUGGAAGAAUCGACAUGUACGCCGCGUUGGAGCUCGCUUCCGGCGGGACCUUGGAUGCCCUCCUGAAGCGCAGGGAGAGGCUGAAUGACAGCGUUGUUCGGACAGUUCUCCUAGAUGUUCUCCGUACGCUGCAAUACAUGCAUGACGUUGUUGGCGCAGUACACAAUGACGUUAAACCCCAGAAUAUACUCCUGUUUGGGGGCGCGGGCGCCGGGGAGGUGCGAUACAAGUUGUCGGACGUGGAUUGUAUGUGCCCUUGCCUACGCUGUUUGGAAGGGAGUGGCUUGGAAGAAUGGAAAACGGUCAAGAAAGAAGGGGUGGGCAGACGGGAAGGUAUAUAUGGUACGGCACCUUACAUGUCCCCUGAAAGUUGCCGGGGUAUUCCCUUUCUAUACACCAAUGACAUCUGGUCUGUGGGCGUGCUGACGUACCAGCUAUCAACCGGGAGGUUGCCGUGGACUCCUCUGGAGUUGCAGAUCCCGUCAAUGAUAUUGCACGGCUAUCGGCAAUCCUCGUCCAACUCUUUCGGUCCCGUGUUGGACGAAUUUGACCAGGGCUCUGGGCAGAGCUAUUCUGACAAACUGAAGGAUUUUGUUACCUUGUGUCUUCUGAAGAAUUCUACUGAAAGACCGACGGCUGCUGAAUUACUUCAACAUCCCUUUCUAUCAGGAGCGAAUGCUUAG
Molecule: messenger RNA, 1224 nt
Organism: Trypanosoma brucei brucei TREU927
Lineage: Eukaryota; Euglenozoa; Kinetoplastea; Trypanosomatida; Trypanosomatidae
Product: protein kinase, putative
Exons: 1
Coding region: 1-1224 (407 amino acids)
Biological process (GO): autophagy; peptidyl-serine phosphorylation
Cellular component (GO): cytoplasm
Molecular function (GO): ATP binding; protein serine/threonine kinase activity
Source: RefSeq, a predicted model, not a curated record